Ictalurus punctatus (channel catfish) is the source of this 6940-nucleotide messenger RNA. Its product is annotated as NACHT and WD repeat domain-containing protein 2. The transcript has 7 exons. Gene Ontology annotation, molecular function: protein binding. The record is from RefSeq and is a predicted model, not a curated record. NCBI's taxonomy places the organism in Eukaryota, Metazoa, Chordata, Actinopteri, Siluriformes, Ictaluridae. Bases 704 to 5473 code for a protein of 1589 amino acids.
GGAACAUAUCAUUUAUUUUAGUUAUAGAAUGUAAAUAAAUGUAGAAGGCAUUCAAUUCAGUAAUAAAUGCAGAAGUUUUGAAAACUGCAGUGCUGUACAAUAAUAAGUUUUUAAGACGGAAAUCCUUCAGCGACUGUGCACGCAAAGUGCUUCUGAAGCAGUCGGAUAUGAAACCAGUUAACAUUCGAAAUUCUAAGAUGUUUAAAACCAUAACUUUUUCUAUAUUUAAGAAUUGUGAAAUCAUUUUCUAAAACUUCCUACAAUACAUUAUUUUAAAUUUCCCUAACCCUGGGCUUCGCACACACAGGGCAGAGGCGGGAUUCAACCCCCAACCCCGGAGUUGCAAGCCACCAUAUACAAAUAUUUGAAGAACUAAAGAGAUGCAGAUAGUGCUGUGACAUUGCAUUACAUUACACCAAGGAUGAAUAUAUUUUAUUAAAUAUAUGUGGGAAAACUGUUUGCUUUUGUGCCAGCCCAGAAAAUGACAUUACAAGUCCAUUCAUUUCCAUGUUAUAUCAGGACAAAAAUUUUCCCAGGAAUUGAAGGAGGGGCUUCAGCAGCAGCUCCUUUCCACCUCCUCUUACCCAGUCCAUAUUUUCAGCCCAGGCUGUAACAUGAAAACAUGAGUGAUCUAUCUGUCUGUUCUGUUUUUACCGUCUUUUUCUGAGAUGGGUUCCUGGAACAACGCUUCGACGGAUGUAGAAUGGCUUGUGUGAAAAUAUACUUGUGUUCUAACCCUGAUGACUCUGUAACGGAGAGGAAGGUGCUGAGAGAGCAUGUGUUCCCUAAAAUAAGGGACCACUGCAGACGUACACAUGGCGUAGACUUCAGGGUUAUUGACCCUUAUGAAGAGCCAAACCCAGAUAAGUGGCCAACGCAGCAGGUGCGAUUGCAGUUAAUCGAGGACUGUCGGCAGAAUUCGCUGGGCCCUUUCUUUGUGAGCCUAGUGGGGUCGCAGUAUGGAGCUGCAUGUUUACCAGAACAGGUGGAGCUUUCUGAGUAUCUCACAGUGCUGCGAGUUUGCCAGGAGAUGGGAUUCAGCUCUGAAGUCCUAGAAAAUUGCUACAGAAGGGAUGAGAACACCAUACCCCCAUCAUUCUGCCUUCUCAGUCAACAUGAGCAUGAUCAAUAUAAUUCCCAGCUAGGGCAGAAAAUUGACAAGAAUGUUUGGAAUGAUCUACUUGCAAAAGGGAGGAAGACUUUAAAUGAUGUUAUUACCCAGAGUCUUUUAGAGGGCAGUAUUGACCAAGAAAAUGCUCAGAAAUAUUUUAGGUCAGGGCUUGAGAACGACCUCCGCUUUGCACUGGAUGGCCAAUCUGGUGCUGAUAUCAAAAGGUGUCUUUGUUAUGUUUAUAAAACUGGUAAAAGGGCUGGCCAGAGGAAGAAAGGAAAUGAACCAUAUUCAGAGCACCAAGCUUUGCGACUGUCCCAGCUGUGUGAUAAUUUCCUACCAGACCUGGUUAGGACCCACCAGGCCCUGAUAUACACCAGCACCAGCAACAACAGUGAGUGUGAUGAUAAACAGAGCUAUACUGAAGAACUGAGCCACCAGCUUCAUUCAGAUCUUGUAGGUCUUAUAGACCAAUCUAUUGUCAAGGAAAGAGAUCAAAUCCAUCAUUCAUUCUCCCAGCAGAGAAACCUGUGUCACAUCCUUUCCACUCUAUACAGAAUUGAGCGUGCAGAAGUCAGCCAAAUAAGAGCUUACUUGGAGCAAGACGCACAAUAUCCACUUAUUCUAACUGGUGGGCCAUGUACAGGCAAAAGUGUACUUUUGGCCCACUGUGCAAGUCAGAUUCAAGCAUGGAUGAAGGACCAGAACCCCGUAGUUAUUGCACACUUUGUAGAUUUUAAUAGUUCUUUGAAACAAAUUCUCAGCAGCAUAUGCCAGCAAAUUGCUUUAUGCCACAGUCAGCAGUACAACACGUGUCUCAAAGACAUUUCGCAAUUGAAAGAAACUUUCAACAACCUCCUAACCACAAAUUCACCAAAUCUUCUAAUCCUCAUUAUAGAUGGGCUGGAUCAAAUGCCUGAUACACAUACACCACUGGACCUAACCUGGCUUCCCAAGAAUUUACCUUGUAAUGUUAAGCUCCUAAUCUCAUCUACACCAACAAAGUCUGGCUUUCUCUCUGCCAUAAAGACAUAUUACCAGGAAUCCUCACUGUUUAUUGACCUACAACCAGUAAAUAGCAAGAGCUGCAGCCAGAUGCUGACAACCCUCCUUUUGGCAUGUAACAGAAAGAUAACAUCUGGCCAACAGAUGUAUGUAAAUCAAGCUUUUAAAAAAUGUGAUCUCCCAUUGUAUGUGGAGCUUCUCUACAGACAGGUGUGUUACUGGCGUUCAGAUUUAGAGAUCACACCUGACACAUUGGUCCCAGGGGUUCACACGAAUAUUGGCCUGUUUUUAGACAAGCUCGAAGAAAAGCAUGGAAAAGUAAUAGUCGCCAGAAGUCUAGAAUAUCUCACCUUGUCCAGGUUUGGUUUGACAGAGGCCGAACUGACUGAUAUUCUAUCUUGUGAUGAUGAGGUUCUACUACCAUUCCUCCCAGCAGAUGACUAUGCACCAUAUAAGUUAAGAGUUCCCGAGGUUGUGGUAGAGAGGUUACUGUUAGACCUAAGGGGGUUUCUGAAAUCACAAAAUAUAUUAGGCACACAAACUAUGUUCUGGGUCAGCAGACACUUUGUCUUAGUCAUCCGUAAGAGGUACCUGGGCUUAGACAAUCAACAGAAAAUACACUCUUUGAUAGCAAACUAUUUUAGUGGCCGAUGGGCAUAUGGCACAGCUAAGCCAUUGCUCAUCGCUGCAAGUACUAGCCAAAAUGCCAUGCCAAUGAAGAUUUAUGCUGACAGGCAAGUUCCUGGUCAACCUUGGACAUUUCAGCCCUUCAGGUCCAUUGUGACUAGAUCUGGUUCAUCUGAGUGUGCACAUCCCAAUCUAAGGAAAUUGCAGGAACUGCCUUUCCACUUACUGGGGAGUGGAACUAUUGAGGAGCUUGUUAGAGUGUUGAUGUCACAAGAGUUCCUUAAUGCAAUGUUCUGUGCAAUGUUAGUAGAUGAGUUGGUAUUCUGGCUAGAGAAGACAUCUCAAAUUGUGUUUUCCAGGGAACUCAGACUCCUAAUUUCUGUCCUGAGAAGUUCACCCUGUUUGGUAAAGAACUGCUCUGCUGAUUUGGCUUUGGUAAUGCAGGUCAAGCUCUUCCCCUUCUUCAAGGUUCUUCCGAAAUUAAAGGAAUCUGUCAACCAGGCAGGACAUGAUGGUAAAAUGGGAAGUCCUGGGGUGAAUAUGGUAUUAUGUCCCACACCCUCUGUGCCUGCCACUCAUUGGGUGCUGCCAGCAGUUGAAGUAUCUCCAAUUACAAGAGCAGCUGUAUCUCAGUCUGGCUAUGUGGUAGUAAUUCAGAACAAUGGUUCUGCUUGGGUCUGGAAUGGAACUGAUUCAGAUGGAUACAAAAUCCCCCAGUCCUCUGAACUACAGUUUACAGAUGUCAGAUGUUCUGCAAAUGUAUUUAUUCUCUCCACAGACAGUGGCAACUUCCUAUCAUUGGACAUGGAUGCUCCGUUGUACCUCCAGCAACUUCAAAUCCAACAUUCAGAAGGGCCACUAAAGGGCAUUGAGGGUGUAUUGAUGUCCAGCGGCAAGACGUUUAUAUUCUCAAAGAAAAGCAAUUCUGUCAGUGUGUUUGCAGAGGGAACAGAAAUUGCUCCAGUCCAAUGUUCCUAUGACAUAACAUGCAUGUCUUCUUGUGAUGGUCACAUGAUUUGCUGUGGACAGAACGAGGGUACCGUCAGUAUAUUUGACACCCAUAGUGGUAAUCUUUUGGCCUCCUUUAUUUGUUCAUUAGGCACAGCUUUGUGUGAUCUCAUCCUUCACAAGAAUGAAGCGACAAUAACAUGUAUUGACUGCACAGGAAGUGUGUUUGUUUGGGACCUGAAGGACAUUAACAAACCUAUAUUUAUUACAAAGAGGUUGAGCUGCAACAAGAAAGAGGUGUUAAAUAUAGACCACAUAGAAAGCAACCUUCUUAUCUGUAAAAGACAACAGAUUCAAAUAAUUCAAGGACAUUUGUUAGCUGUUGAAGAGCAAUUUAAUGCACCUAGGAGUAAAACAUUUGUGCAAGCAAUUCUGGAUCAUGAUGCACACUUCAUCAUUGCUUUGAUGGAGAACUGCCCAUUUCUAUUGGUCUGGAAUUGGGUCUCGGGGCAAUGUCUGUUAAACCUUGACAUUAGAAGUAGCCAAGCUUUCAAACUUAUAAAGUUCAGGGAUACUUACCUCACAGCUGUGACAAGCACAGGCAUUGUCAGUUGGGACAUGGAUCUUAUUUCAGUAGCAGCCUCCACUCCAAAAUCUAGUGGGAAAGUGAUGAAAGUCAUUGUGGAACCAGAUGAGGAGCACUUUUACACCACAGAUGGGUCUGAGAUGGUGUGGAAGUGGAUAGUGCUGGGUGGGAAGGUGGUGGGGCACAUGCUUCACCAUGGUCCUGUAGAGAGCUUGACUCUUUCAGCAGACAGUGUUUACAUGGUCACCAUUGCCUCUGGUGAUAUCUAUGUUUGGAACACUAGUACACAUGAGAACAUUCACAGAAUCCAUGGCAGCCAAGCAUCUCGCACACUGAUAACUCCAAAAGGUCAUUUUGCAGUGUCACUCUCAGAAACAGGCCCAUCAAAGGUCUGGAAGUUGUACAAUGGACAUGUGGUUUGUUCCAUUCACCAUCAUCUCAGAGAUGCCGUCAUUACCUCAGAAAGUACUUUCAUUUUGGGCAUUAAUAAAGGAGCUCUCCUUGCUGUCAGUCUCUGGUCUGGUUAUGUUAGCAAACGGUUCUACACUUCUGACUGGUCAAAUGUUGCUGUCUUCCACACACUGUCAGACUAUCCAGACUAUGUGAUUGUGAUUACCAAUUCGGGAGCUUUGUACUCAUGGAAACUAACAGAAGAUACCAUUUGCCACCAGUUCCAGUUUUCAGAGUGUUUUGAGUAUCCACCGCAGUUCUUUAUGCUCUCAUCAGAUGGAUGUUAUGGCAUAAUUUCUGUAGUUGGAUCCAAGAUCAAUAUCUUGGACGUUUGCCAAGGUAAACUGUGCUCUUUGAAUGCUGAGGGACCAGUCUGCCAACCGCUUGUGGACAUUUCGGGUAAAUAUGCAGUAUAUAUCUGCAGCUCAUCAGUGAGAUGUCAAAAUUACUCUUGUGACCUCCAUACCAAGCAGAUCUUGGUUAUCAUACGGGUAACAGAUGGGAAGACGGUGAGCAAGUUCUACCUGUGUAAGAAUGCUACUGCUCUAACACUCUCUGAGAAGUUGUGUGUGUAUAUUGGCUUUGAGGAUGGUGCUGUUGGAGUGUAUGCUAUCAAUGACACAGAAGUAGGAUACAGCAGUGCCAAUGCUAAAUACCAGAGCACUGAACUCGUGUGUCCAUUUGAUGAACCUGUGCUUUGGUUGCCAUUGGCAACCCCUAAUCUUACUUGGGCUGAAUUAUUGUAAAUGUAUUUAACAUUGCUAUUUUAUUACCUAUCUUAGAACUAUGAGAAAGAUAUGUUCCUGUAUUUCAUGUGGUAACCUGGUGUCUUCUGGAAUAAAUGUUUGUAUAACUUUUCAGAUUGAAUUCACAUUGUAAUGUUGCUACUCCAUUCAACAGCCAACUGUAAAUUUGUGUAUCUUUGUUACAUAUAGACUGUUCAAAUUAUGCACCUGAUGCUUUAUUUUACUCAGAACUGUGUAAGAUUACUACUGUAAAUGGCGAUGAUAUCAACAUCAUGACUGAAUAAUGAACAGUACUAGACUAACUGUUAACAUCUCCUGGGGGCCAACUGUAAUAUAAUUUUGAAUAACAAUAUAGAUGGAUGGAUAGAUAGAUAGAAAAAUAGUUUUUCUUUUCAUCCCUGAGGGAAAUAGUUUUGUCACAGCAGCAGAUAAUUACAGACAUUAUACGACAGACUCAACUGUAAGUCAGUAAGUAACGUGGAUGCAUCAAGUGUCAUGUGGAAAUAAAAUGUCAAAUGAAAUAAAGUGACAGUGAAUUAAUAAAUACAAUAAAACCAGAACACUAAAGAUAAGUGUAGACAAUCUGAAGGAGGCAGAUUACAAGCAAAGUAUAAAUGUGUAUUGGCGGUGUUGUGCUUGAGUAAAUUUUAUGGAGGUGUGUCAGUGUGUUUAUAAUCAGAGACGAUCAUUGACCUGGUGGAUGAGUUAUCAAGACCGAUGGGAGCAGGUAUAAAGGACAAUUAUUUGCUGCAGCAUGGCUGGAUUAGUAUGGAGCUGAAGGUGCUCCACUGACUGGUUAGAUAGUCAUGGAGGGGGUGAGAAGCAUUGUCCAGAAUAAGCAGCAGCUUACUCAGAAUACUCUUCUGAAUAAUCAGUCCCAGGGAGUCUAGGUUGGUCCUGAUUACCUGAUUACUUCUCCUGCCUUAUUGCCACUCCCCCAGCACACUUGUACUGGUAGUACACCCUGGAUGGGAUGCCAGUCCAUCACAACACCAUGAACAUACACACACUCCUCAACACUGAGGAGCAAUUUAGAAUAGCCUAUCCAUCUACUGACUUUUUUAGGAGGUGUGAGGAAACCCAUGCACACACAGGAAGAUCAUGCGGCGCAGACAGGAGCUCAGGAUUGAACCAGGAACCCGGGAUCUAUGAGGCGGCAACAUUUUCCUCUAUCCUCUAUCGGCCAUGUGGAUCAGCUAAAUGCAGUGCUAAUACAUCUUAUUAAAAGGUCUUAGGAGAAAAAAAAUCCACUUGAUUUGAGAACUAAUCAUUGAGUUAUUGUUUGAGUUCAAAGGUCAAUGCUGUUAUACCUGUUUAAAAAAAAAAAACAGCUGGCCAGAUGUUACACGCAAAUGAUAUUAUUAUACUUGAAUAUACUAAGAUUAUACUAUUGUAUAGUAACAUUUUAGAAUGCUAAUUACCUAUCCUGCAUGUUGUCCAUAAUAAACGGUACAUCUACUUUUAUUA